Molecule: messenger RNA, 1803 nt
Organism: Hypanus sabinus (Atlantic stingray)
Lineage: Eukaryota; Metazoa; Chordata; Chondrichthyes; Myliobatiformes; Dasyatidae
Product: kyphoscoliosis peptidase-like
Exons: 5
Coding region: 286-1803 (505 amino acids)
Source: RefSeq, a predicted model, not a curated record
CCAACCACCCCCUACUUCACCAGCUCCUCUUAGACCAGUGUACUAUCUUGCAUGUCUUUUGGAAAUGGGGGUGAAGUGGAAUAUCUGGGGCAAACCUACACUGUCACAGUAUGAAUGUUCAGUCAACACAGAGGUUAGAAUUGAAUCUGAGCCACUAGAGGCUUUGAAAGCAACAGCUCUGGGAAUUGGGAGUUUGUAUUCCAUUGACACCUUGUUCUAUUUCUACAACAGCUGAGAGACCAGUUGGAUUUGGUGGAGCAGCAACAUUAUUCUGAGUUGAAAGGAAUGAAGUUGGAGAUUUCACAGCUGACCACAGAACUGCACCAGCGUGAUGUAGCUAUUGCAGAAAUGAGUGUAGCCACCUCCAACGUGGAUCGCCAGCUUCAGAGUGAACUUGAGAAAGCUGACAGAAAAGCUACAGAAAUCAAGCUCACACAGAUGCAAUUCAAGACCUUGAAAUUAGAAAAUCAACGCUUGGCAGGAAUCUUAAAAGGAGAUGAGCAGAAUUGUUCACUCAUGGACCUUCGGGAUGGCUACUUUUCAUCUCUGAGGCAAUUGGAACAGGAAAAUCAACAGCUCCAGAAAGAACUAGCUGACGUUAGAAACAAACUGGAAGUGUCAGUCAAAGUGUCUCAGGAGAGAUAUGAAAUGCUUCUGCUGCAGAUACAGAAAAAGCUGAUAGACAUCAGAGAGACUGAAGACAGGUAUGUUGAAUUUUACUUCUUCACACAUCCAUCACUGUUCAUCAAUAAUCAUUUCCCCAUGGAGGAAAAGUGGCAGCUGAUUACUCCAAGGAUUUCCCUCAAGAUAUUUGAAGAUAUGGUGUUCAGGACUGGUGACUUUUUUGAAAUGGGUCUGAUGUACAUCCACCCAGAUGUCCAGCUGAUAUCCACAGUAAAUGGAAGAGUGAUUAUCAACAUAGAAGGGCACUCCCCAACCUUGUUUAUGUACAGCCUGGAUGAGAGGAAGGACUGUGCAAUCCUAACCCUGACCAGGUACGGCAUGAAGCUGGAAGUCCUGCCCCAGAGGAGAGGAGACCACAAGUUAAAGAUCUAUGCUAAGCCAUGGGACUCCGAAUCAGAGACUUACACCUUUAUUUGUGCCUAUUUAAUUAAGUGUGAGUCGGUGGAUGAAAACUUCAAGCUGCCGAAGGCAUUCCAUAACCCAAUGGGUCCUAGCUGGCUCACAGAGAUGAAAGGGCUGCUCCAACCCUCACACCCAGAGCCCCUCAUUUACUGUAACGAUGGCCAGUGCAUGGUGCGCUUUUUGGUGAAUAAGGAACUGAGCUUCACCAGCAGACUCUCCUGUGAUGAGAUUAACCUGUCAGAUGAAGUCAUGAGGAGCCAUGUAUUCAAAAUGCAUUUGGGCAACUGGGUGGAGUUCAAAAUCCAGCUCCUUCAGUCUGGCCCCUAUGUGUUUGCAAUUUUUGCCAAGGACAAGGCCAGCCAUAGCCCCACACAUGCCCAUGUCUGUGAAUAUUUAAUCUCCUGUGCCAACCGCAAUGUCCACUGGCCAGGCUUUCCCAAGAUCUUCAGCUCCUGGACAGAUGGGUGUGAACUAGUAGAGCCUCUUUCUGGCAUCCUGGCCCCAAAUCAGAUGGUCAAGUUCAAGCUGAAGAUCCCCCACAUUAGGAAAGUUCAGGUGUAUGGAAAAGGAGCGUGUCCACUCAACAUGAGCAAGGAUGGCUACUGGGAGGGCAUCUGCAACACCCAAGACGUCAAGCACCUCAACGUGGGCGUUUCAGACAAAAUGUUUGACAACAAGUUUACAUUUGCCCUUCAGUAUGAAGUGGGAGACAUAUAA